AUGCGUCCCUGCCCCGCGCGCGCCCCCACCCUGGCACGGACCCUGGGCGCGGGCGCGCCCUCCAUCCUCCCGCGACCCCCGGUGGUGGGGGCGGUGCAGGCCGCAGAGACGGGAGGGGUCAGCGUGGGGUGGGGGACCCGGGAGCUGCGGCGCAGGACAAAGGGGAGCCCCCCGCCCCUCACCUGCGCUCACCUGGCCGCCGCCCGGGCUCUGCGGGCCAGGCGCAGGGACCCCGAGGCGGGCUCCGCGAUCCCACCCCGCGCCAGCCCCGCCCGGGACCCCUCGCGCCGGAACCGCAGCCCCGCUUCCUCUCGCACCCGCCCGCGGCCCCGCCGCUUCCGGCCGGCCGCCCCGCCCCCCACCAGGCGCCCGGACCCGGGUUCGAGUCCCCGCCCCUGUGCGCCCAGACCCCAAGUCGUCACCCCGCUGUGCGCCCAGGUCCCCGCCCCCGUGUGCCCAGACCCCAAGUCCCCACCCCGCUGUCCCCACCCCCGUGUGCCCAGACCCCGUGUCGUCACCCCGCUGUGCCACCAGGUCCCCAUCCCCGUGUGUCAGACCCCAAGUCGUCAGCCCUCUGUGCCCCCAGGUCCCCGCUCCCGUGUGCCCAGACCCCAAGUCCCCACCCCUCUGUGCGCCCAGGUCCCCGCCCCCGUGUGCCCAGACCCCAAGUCCCCACCCCGCUGUGCGCUCAGGUCCCCGCCCCCGUGUGUCAGACCCCAAGUCGUCAGCCCUCUGUGCCCCCAGGUCCCCACCCCCGUGUGCCCAGACCCCGUGUCGUCACCCCGCUGUGCCACCAGGUCCCCGCCCCCGUGUGCCCAGGCCCCAAGUCGUCACCCCGCUGUGCCCCCAGGUCCCCGCCCCCGUGUGCCCAGGCCCCAAGUCGUCACCCCGCUGUGCCCCCAGGUCCCCGUCCUCGUGUGCCCAGACCCCAAGUCGUCACCCCGCUGUGCCCCAGGUCCCGCCCCUGUGUGCCCAGACCCCGUGUCGUCACCCCGCUGUGCCACCAGGUCCCCAUCCCCGUGUGCCCAGACCCCAAGUCGUCACCCCUCUGUGCCCCCAGGUCCCCGCCCCCGUGUGCCCAGACCCCGUGUCGUCACCCCGCUGUGCCACCAGGUCCCCGCCCCCGUGUGCCCAGACCCCAAGUCGCCACCCCACCAUAUGCCCAGCCCCCCGCGCCCAUGCCCGUCCCGGCGCUCCCACACUCCUAGGUUCCACACACCUCAAAACUGCUCCUCCUGCCAGCACCCGCCCCCAGCCCAGACCCGGGGCAGCCGGCUCCCCCGCCUGGCACGCAGCCCACCGUCCCGGCUGGCUGUGUUUGGUUACACUGGCUGA
Molecule: messenger RNA, 1335 nt
Organism: Erinaceus europaeus (western European hedgehog)
Lineage: Eukaryota; Metazoa; Chordata; Mammalia; Eulipotyphla; Erinaceidae
Exons: 3
Coding region: 1-1335 (444 amino acids)
Source: RefSeq, a predicted model, not a curated record